UUGUAGUUAUGGGCUUUCAAAGUGGGGCUGGUGAAUGAGGAUGUCUUCUUCCAAAAGAAAAACGCCGUCGCUAUAUUUGCAUCUCUCAGCUGGUAUAGAUCUCACUCUCUCGAGUCUAAAGACGAUAAGAGCGUGAUGGGAAGUUCCGUCCAACGCUUUCCAGUACCCUUCAAGAACCUUUCGCUAGAUAUCAAGGGGAACAAAACAGACAUAGUCAUUUGCAGUUAUGAUGACCAUAUUUUUGUGAUUGCUACCCAAAUAGGAACAAUGGGGACGAUACUGCAUGCCAGGAAGGAGGAAGGGGUGUCGAUUCAUCCCACUUUCAGUGUAUCUGUAAUAUUUGGCAAACGAGAUGAGGGAAUGCUAGUGGCAUGUGCUCGACAACUGAUUGAACACAUAAGUAGCUCAGGUUCCUCCAGGCCAUUGGUGCUGUCUAUUGGUCUUAAAGACCAUUCCAUGGAGACACUUAAAGGAAUUGUUUCUGCCGUAGUUGAAAAUCGAAUGUGGUAACAAAUUACCCUUGGAUUUCAACCUCAGCAUUUCCACCUACCGAUUUGUUUUGAGAUUUUUCAUGGAUACAAUCUUGGAGCAUUUAUGGAGGCUUAUUAAUUAUCAUACAAAAUCAUUCUUGACCAAAGCAUUCCCUUUUCGUCUCCUCGCUAUUUUAUUUCUUUCUUUUGAGUCAGAAACAUAAAUCUUGUAGAUGCUUCCUUAUUUUUAAGAAAAUAUUAUCCCUACUGAAACACCUAUGCAUAAGCAUCUCUGCUUUUAAGAAAUAGCAGAGGCAAAAUAUUUAGGAUGUAAAUCAUAAAUGAAUUUAUAAUGGUUGAUUUGUACAUAUUUCACAACUGAAAAA
Messenger RNA from Hevea brasiliensis (rubber tree), 856 nucleotides. RefSeq lists its product as uncharacterized. The transcript has 7 exons. The record is from RefSeq and is a predicted model, not a curated record. NCBI's taxonomy places the organism in Eukaryota, Viridiplantae, Streptophyta, Magnoliopsida, Malpighiales, Euphorbiaceae. The coding region runs from base 136 to 510 and encodes 124 amino acids. Gene Ontology annotation, biological process: proteasome assembly.